AUUUAUAUCUCUGAAUCCUAUUCUUGCUUUCAUUGAUGCCUGAUCCUAUUUUCUGGUACCGUGUUAUAUAAUUCACGAGCAACUCAUUGAUUUUUUGGCUUUCUCUUGCUUCUUAAGAAAAUUACAAAUUUUCAGAGGCAAAAAUGGGUUUGACAGUGUCACGGAUCUUGAGGUUGUUUUAUGCAAAGAAGGACAUGAGGAUCCUGAUGGUGGGUCUUGAUGCAGCUGGGAAAACAACGAUACUCUACAAACUCAAACUCGGAGAAAUCGUCACCACCAUACCCACUAUAGGUUUCAAUGUGGAGACUGUUGAGUACAAAAAUAUAAGCUUCACUGUCUGGGAUGUUGGAGGUCAGGACAAGAUUCGACCUUUGUGGAGACACUACUUUCAGAAUACACAAGGUGUUAUCUUUGUGGUAGAUAGUAACGACAGAGAGAGAAUUUCAGAAGCCAGAGAUGAGCUCCAUAGAAUGCUGAGUGAGGAUGAACUUCGUGAUGCUACAUUACUGGUAUUUGCCAAUAAGCAAGACCUUCCAAAUGCUCUGAGAGUUUCAGAAAUUACAGAUAAACUUGGUCUGCAUUCACUCCGACAGCGUUGUUGGUUCAUCCAGGCAGCUUGUGCAACAUCAGGCCAAGGACUCUAUGAAGGACUUGAUUGGUUAUCCAGUAAUAUACCUAACGGUACUUGCGGGCAAACACUGCUUUUGUUGAACAAGCCUCAGAUACAGAGAACCCAUUUGCUUUGGGGUUCUGCUUGUAGCAGGGGUCAGCUUCCGGUUUCGGUUUCGACUCCAAAAGCUGCUUUGUCUUUGAGGUGCCAAGCUCAAGAGAAUCCCAGAGCUGUGGUUUCUGGCAAUGUAGAAGAAGUGCAGUCUGGCUUGGUUCAGAAGCCUGGCUUGGAGGUUUUUCAUUUGUACCGUGUUCCGUUUAUCCAAGACAGUGCGGCGGAUGAGCUUCUAAAGGAGGCUCAAGCUAAAGUCUCUGAUCAGAUAGUGGGCCUGCAGACAGAGCAGUGUUUCAAUGUUGGCCUUGCUUCACAGCUUUUAAGCACAAAACUUCCUGUCCUUAAAUGGCUUUUGGGAGAAACAUUCGAGCCGCAGAAUCUGGGAACUGAGAGCUUUCUUGACAAGAGGAACAAGGGGGAUUUCAGCACAGUUAUAGUAGAGGUUGGGCCCAGGUUAUCAUUUACCACAGCAUGGUCUGCUAAUGCUGUGUCUAUUUGCCAAGCUUGCGGUUUGACGGAAGUAAACCGUUUGGAACGGUCCAGGAGGUACUUGUUGUACACCAAUGGUGAAUUGCAAGACAAUCAAAUUAAUGAAUUUGCAUCCAUGGUACAUGAUAGGAUGACUGAAUGUGUUUAUACUCAGAAGCUAACAUCCUUUGAGACCAGUUUAGUUCCUGAGGAAAUUCGUUAUAUACCUGUCAUGGAGAGAGGACGAAAGGCAUUAGAAGAGAUUAAUCUGGAGAUGGGUUUCGCCUUUGAUGAACAGGAUUUGGAAUAUUACACCAAGCUUUUCACACAAGACUUCAAGCGUAAUCCAACAAAUGUUGAAUUGUUUGAUAUUGCGCAGUCAAACAGUGAGCAUAGCAGACACUGGUUUUUUACUGGAAAGAUUGUGAUUGAUGGACAGGAAAUGGAUAAGACUCUGAUGCAGAUUGUCAAAAGUACUUUAAAGGCAAAUCCAAAUAACUCUGUCAUUGGAUUUAAGGAUAACUCAAGUGCAAUUAGGGGUUUCAGAACUAAACUGCUGCGACCAGUUCAGCCUGGUAGCACAUGUCCGUUAGAUGUGAUAGCAAGGGAGUUAGAUAUCUUAUUCACAGCUGAAACUCAUAACUUUCCAUGUGCUGUGGCACCAUAUCCUGGUGCGGAGACAGGUGCAGGAGGUCGCAUUAGGGAUACUCAUGCAACAGGGAGGGGGUCCUUUGUCCAGGCAGCCACUGCUGGUUAUUGUGUUGGUAAUCUCAACACGCCAGGGUUUUACGCCCCUUGGGAAGAUCUAUCAUUUACUUAUCCGUCAAAUUUGGCAUCUCCUUUGCAGAUUCUUAUAGAUGCCAGUAAUGGUGCAUCUGACUAUGGGAACAAAUUUGGAGAGCCCUUGAUUCAGGGCUACUGCAGAACUUUUGGAAUGAGACUUCCUAGUGGGGAGAGGCGCGAAUGGUUGAAGCCGAUUAUGUUUAGUGCGGGCAUUGGGCAGAUUGACCACCAUCAUGUAUCAAAGGGGGAGCCUGACAUUGGAAUGCUGGUUGUUAAAAUUGGAGGCCCUGCUUAUCGUAUUGGGAUGGGAGGCGGAGCAGCCUCUAGCAUGGUCAGUGGGCAGAAUGAUGCUGAGCUUGAUUUCAAUGCUGUACAACGUGGGGAUGCUGAGAUGGCACAAAAGUUGUAUCGUCUUGUUCGUGCCUGUAUUGAGAUGGGGGAUAAAAAUCCAAUUAUCAGCAUUCAUGAUCAGGGUGCUGGUGGAAACUGUAAUGUUGUAAAGGAAAUUAUAUAUCCAAAAGGUGCUGAAAUAGAUGUCCAAAAAAUUAUGGUUGGUGAUCAUACGAUGUCUGUUUUAGAAAUUUGGGGUGCAGAGUAUCAGGAGCAAGAUGCAAUACUGGUGAAGCCAGAAAGUCAUGAGCUCUUAAAGUCAAUCUGUAAUAGGGAAAAGGUUUCAAUGGCUGUGAUUGGAACUAUCAGUGGUGAUGGGCGUGUGGUGUUAGUUGAUAGCUUAGGAACUCAAAAGAGUCUCUCAAAUGGGCUCCCUCCACCUCCCCCGGCUGUGGAUUUUGAAUUGGAGAAGGUCCUUGGUGACAUGCCUCAGAAAUCUUUCGAAUUUAAUCGGGUUGUUUAUGCACAGGAGCCCCUUGAUAUUGCGCCUGGGAUCACAGUAAUAGAUUCUCUCAAGCGGGUUUUGAGUUUACCAUCCGUCUGCUCAAAACGCUUCUUAACAACAAAAGUUGAUAGGUGUGUCACUGGUCUAGUGGCUCAGCAGCAGACUGUUGGCCCUUUGCAGAUUCCCCUUGCUGAUGUUGCUGUUACGGCUCAGACUUUUACAGAUUUGACAGGAGGUGCAUGCGCCAUUGGGGAGCAACCAAUCAAAGGUCUGUUAGACCCCAAAGCAAUGGCCCGGUUGGCUGUUGGAGAAGCCCUCACAAACCUUGUAUGGGCAAAGGUAACUUCCCUUUCUGAUGUCAAGGCUAGUGGUAAUUGGAUGUAUGCUGCCAAGCUUGAUGGGGAAGGAGCUGCCAUGUAUGAUGCUGCCAUAUCUUUGUCUGAAGCAAUGAUUGAACUUGGUAUUGCUAUCGAUGGAGGGAAAGACAGUCUUUCUAUGGCAGCCCACGCUGGAAGUGAAGUUGUCAAGGCGCCUGGAAAUCUUGUUAUCAGUGUUUAUGUUACUUGUCCUGAUAUAACUAAAACAGUGACACCAGAUUUAAAACUUGGUGAUGAUGGUAUCUUGCUUCAUAUUGACUUGUCAAAGGGGAAGCGGCGUUUAGGUGGAUCUGCUCUUGCCCAGGCAUUUGACCAAGUUGGGGAUGAGUGUCCUGAUGUUGAUGAUAUUCCUUACCUUAAAAAGGUCUUUGAAGGUGUUCAAGAGCUUCUUACCGAUGAUCUGAUCUCUGCUGGUCAUGACAUUAGUGAUGGUGGGCUUCUUGUUUGUGCCUUAGAGAUGGCAUUUGCUGGUAAUCGUGGACUUGUUUUGGACUUGGCUUCACGAGGUAGCAGUCUUCUUCAAACACUCUAUGCAGAAGAACUUGGGUUAGUUCUUGAGAUAAGCAAGAAAAAUUUGGCUUCUGUUAUGGAUAAACUGAACAGUGUGGGAGUUGUGGCUGAGAUCAUAGGUCAAGUAACUGUCACUCCAUCAAUUGAAGUUAAGGUUGAUGGGGAGACUUGUUUAACAGAAAAAACUAACAUCCUCAGGGACAUGUGGGAAGAAACCAGUUUUCAGUUGGAGAAGUUCCAAAGAUUAGCAUCAUGCGUGGAUAUGGAGAGAGAAGGUCUAAAACAUCGUCAUGAGCCCUCAUGGGAACUUUCUUUUACUCCUUCAUUCACUGAUGAAAAGUAUUUAUCUGCAACUGUAAAACCUAAAGUGGCUGUGAUUAGAGAAGAAGGGAGCAAUGGAGACAGAGAAAUGGCUGCAGCUUUUCACGCAUCAGGUUUUGAACCAUGGGAUGUUACUAUGACCGACCUUCUUAAUGGAGUGAUUUCUUUGCAAGAGUUUCGCGGAAUUGUAUUUGUUGGUGGAUUUAGCUAUGCUGAUGUGCUUGAUUCUGCAAAAGGUUGGUCUGCUUCCAUAAGGUUCAAUGAGCCCCUUUUGAAACAAUUUCAGGAGUUUUACAACCGUCCAGAAACUUUCAGUCUUGGUGUAUGCAAUGGUUGUCAGCUUAUGGCUUUGUUAGGAUGGGUACCAGGGCCACAAGUUGGAGGCGUGCUUGGUGAUGGCGGUGACCUAUCACAGCCUAGGUUCAUUCACAACGAGUCGGGGCGAUUUGAAUGCCGCUUUACAAGUGUGACAAUAAAGGACUCACCAGCUAUAAUGUUCAAAGGUAUGGAGGGUAGCACAUUGGGGAUAUGGACCGCUCAUGGGGAGGGAAGAGCUUAUUUCCCAGAUGAAGGUGUGUUCGAACGUGUGGCUCAUUCAGAUUUAGCUCCUCUAAGAUAUUGUGAUGAUGCUGGCAAUCCGACCGAGACGUACCCUUUCAAUGUGAACGGCUCUCCUUUAGGCAUUGCAGCUAUUUGUUCUCCGGAUGGGAGGCAUCUUGCCAUGAUGCCUCAUCCAGAGCGUUGCUUCUUAAUGUGGCAGUUCCCAUGGUAUCCAAAGCAGUGGGAUGUGGAAAAGAAGGGGCCGAGUCCUUGGCUGCGGAUGUUCCAGAAUGCAAGAGAGUGGUGUUUCAAUGUAGAGACUGUUGAGUACAAAAAUAUAAGCUUCACUGUCUGGGAUAUUGGAGGACAGGACAAGAUUCGACCAUUGUGGAGACACUACUUUCAGAACACACAAGGUGUUAUCUUUGUGGUAGAUAGUAACGACAGAGAAAGAAUUUCAGAAGCCAGAGAUGAGCUCCAUAGAAUGCUGAGUGAGGAUGAACUCCGUGAUGCUACAUUACUGGUAUUUGCCAAUAAGCAAGACCUUCCAAAUGCUUUGAGGGUUUCAGAAAUUACUGAUAAACUUGGUCUGCAUUCACUCCGACAGCGUCGUUGGUUCAUCCAGGCAGCUUGUGCCACAUCAGGCCAAGGACUCUAUGAAGGACUUGAUUGGUUAUCCAGUAAUAUACCUAACAAAGGAAGAUGAACCAAGCUCUGAAUUAUGUCUUUCUGAUAUUUUUCCAUAUGAAUAAUACAACUGUGGUAAUAUGUAUAACAUCUAGUUUGCUAUUGUUUGAGUUUUGAACUAACUAUCACCAUGAUGUAAGAUUUCAAAACGCUCAAAGUAUGUAAUGUAAGUAUUACACUCGUGAGGAGCAUUAUGUUAUGUGCAACACCUUACAGUACUUAUCAUUUGUUUAUGCUGAGAGCAGCAAAUGUA
This is a messenger RNA of Lotus japonicus, 5498 nucleotides long. Its product is annotated as probable phosphoribosylformylglycinamidine synthase, chloroplastic/mitochondrial. The transcript has 9 exons. Gene Ontology annotation, biological process: 'de novo' IMP biosynthetic process. NCBI's taxonomy places the organism in Eukaryota, Viridiplantae, Streptophyta, Magnoliopsida, Fabales, Fabaceae. The coding region runs from base 144 to 5264 and encodes 1706 amino acids. Gene Ontology annotation, molecular function: phosphoribosylformylglycinamidine synthase activity; GTPase activity; GTP binding. The record is from RefSeq and is a predicted model, not a curated record.